Molecule: messenger RNA, 774 nt
Organism: Hibiscus syriacus
Lineage: Eukaryota; Viridiplantae; Streptophyta; Magnoliopsida; Malvales; Malvaceae
Exons: 2
Coding region: 1-774 (257 amino acids)
Molecular function (GO): RNA-DNA hybrid ribonuclease activity; nucleic acid binding
Source: RefSeq, a predicted model, not a curated record
AUGGUUCAACUGGUUGGAUUAUUGGGUAAGCUCAAUGAUAUCAAAUUAAAUGAAUAUUUGGAGGAUUGUUUGCUUUGGGAUGGCGUGGGUGAGGGGUUGUAUUCUGUAAAAGCUUGCACGACAUCAAUCUCCUCAGUUGAUGAGGAUCCUUUCAUUUGGAGUAAAUGUGUUUGGCAGGGACUGGUUCCUCCUAGAGUAGAGGUUUUCCUUUGGCAAGUAUCACUCAAUAAAUUAGCGAUUAGAGUGGAAUUGAAGAAAAUGGGAAUUCCUAUAGGGGAGGACAUUCAAUGCCCCUUUUGCAAUCAAGCUGAAGAAUCAGUUCAGCACCUGUUUAUUUCCUGCCAGUUUUCAUGGGUGUUAUGGAAUAUAAUUAUAAGCUAUUGGGGUUUCAGCUUCUAUGGAUUUGAACAGCCUGUGGUUAGCUGGAGUCCUCCUCCAGUCGAUGUUUUUAAGUUUAACAUGGAUGGUGCUGUGAGUAGUGUUGGGAUGUUAGUUGGAAUUGGGGGAAUUCUAAGAGAUAGGAAUCGGAUUAAGCUUUUUUCAUUUUCAGAAAAAAUAGGUCCUACUCCUAUCAUUUUAGUAGAGUUGAAAGCUAUCAAAAGAGGAUUAGACAUCUUUGUGUCAUCAGAAUGGGUAAUGAAGGGAAGGCUCAUUAUUGAAAGUGAUUGCAAGUUAGCCGUGGAUUGGUUGAAUUAUCAGGAGUCGGUUCCACCUUUUCUUUUAAACGUUGUUAAGGAUAUUGCGGCUACUGUUUUGAGAAUGAGGUCAUUGUGA